AAGAAAGUUUUCCCGCCAAAUUGUUUGUCUGGUAUUAUCUUGGUGCGGGGAAGUUGCAGUGGGCUUCACAACGUAGCCAUGGCAGAAAGGGAUUCAGCUGUGCAUACGCCGUUGCCACCAUUGUCAUAUUCCAAUAAACAGAAAUCCCAUAAAUCGUCAAGCGCUCGGAAGUCUGGACCAUUAACUCCGGAGCCCCUUCCGUCACGGGGGCAAGUGACAAAACGUCUAUUUUUUGCCGGAGAAGAAGGAGGAGGAAAAGAAGGAGAGAAAGAGAAAGCAGCAGAAGAUGAUCUCAAAACGCCAUUGUACGAAUCGCCUCCGAAGAAGCCCAAGUCCCACCCAAGCACUGAUAAUGAAAAUGAAGAGAAAAGCUCUGGUCCAAAGUCUAAAAGGGUGCUUGAUUUUGCAAGCACCACUAAAUCCGUCAGACGGUCUUCUCGCCUGCAGAAGCCCGACGAAGUGGAGGCACCUACUUCGCCCCUUCACAACGAGCCCGUCAAAUCUUCUAUUAGAAUCUCCGCCAAAAAGACUACCAAAAAGCAGCCCAAAUCCGCUACUAUAACCCCCGCCCGGCACAAGCCCAGUAAAAAGAGUCACCAAAGAGCCAGGCGAUUAAAGUGCGUUGCUCAGAAAACUGAGCAUGCUGACAGGAUAAAAAAUAAAGUUACGAAGAAGGCUUGUAAGGGGUUUAGUAAAGUGGUGUUUGAUGGAGUUGAGUUUAGGGUUGGGGACUGUGUUUAUGUGAGGCGCCAGGAUUCGAGCUCUGAUUCGGAUGAAGCGGACUGCGAGGAGUGCCAAAUCUGUAGCAAGGUUGGAAAGGGGAUUAUGGUGGAAUGUGACGAGUGCUUGGGAGGGUUUCAUCUGUCCUGCUUGAAACCUCCCUUGAAGCAGGUUCCCCAGGACAAGUGGCUCUGUCCAUAUUGUGAACGAAAUGAAGGGAACACAAUCCAGCGGAGACGCAGAAGAAAGACCAAGAAGACUGCCAGAGAAAAGCUUCUUAAUUCUCAGUUGUGGGCUGCUAGGAUUGAUAGGUUGUGGAAGGAACCAGGUGGUUCUUACAGGUUUACAGGACGCUGGUUUAUUAUACCUGAAGAGACAACAAUUGGAAGGCAACCUCACAACCUUAAGAGGGAGCUUUUUCAAACUAAUCAUUUUGACGACAACGAGAUGGAGUCCAUCCUUAGACAUUGCUAUGUUAAGGGCCCCAAAGAAUUUGAGAAAUGCACUGAGGGAGAUGAUGUAUUUCUCUGUGAGUAUGAGUAUGAUAUCAAUUGGCAUGCUUUCAAGCGCUUGGCAGAUGCAGAUGUUGAUGAAGAGAGCAAUAGAAGUUUGGAUAGUGAGAAUGAUUGGAAUUCUUCUGAGGAUUCUGGAGAAGAUGAUUUUGAGGAUGAAGAAGAGGAUUUUCAGGAAAAGCCUGUGAAAGCGAAAUCAACAGCUAAGACUCCAUGCAGCCAGAAGUCUUCACUUUCUGUAAAGGCUGUGAAUACAUACAGGGGAUGUAUCAUUGGACUAGAAAAAAUAGGAACAAAAAAAAUCCCAGAUAGGGCAAGGUGUCGCCGGCAAACUGAUCUUGACAGAGCAAAGGCAACUCUUAUGCUAGCCGCUUCUCCUGGUUCACUGCCUUGCAGAAACAAAGAAAUAGAUGAGAUAACAGGAUUUGUGAUGGGAGCACUAGCUGCUGGAAGCCAAUGUUUGGGUCGAUGUCUUUACAUACAUGGGGUGCCAGGGACUGGAAAGACAGCAACUGUGUUAACAGUCAUGAAGAAGCUUCGGGCUAAAGUUGAUGCUAAGGUUAUUCAGCCCUACCGAUUUGUAGAGAUAAAUGGGCUUAAACUUGCUCAGCCAGAGAAUCUCUACAAGGUUCUCUAUGAGGCAUUGACUGGACAUAGAGUAAGCUGGAAAAAAGCCCUUCAAUUUCUAAAUCAACGAUUCUCAGAAACAAAGCAGACAAGCAAGAAUGAUUGUCAACCCUGCAUUCUGCUUAUAGAUGAGCUUGAUCUUCUUGUCACAAGAAAUCAAUCAGUUCUAUACAACAUAUUUGAUUGGCCGACUAGAGCCCAUUCUCAGUUGAUAGUCAUUGGUAUAGCAAACACAAUGGAUCUGCCAGAGAAAUUGCUUCCACGUAUAGCAAGUCGUAUGGGAAUGCAAAGAUUGUGCUUUGGCCCCUAUUCUUAUCAGCAGCUGCAGGAGAUUAUUUCUAGUCGUCUAAAUGGAAUUGAGGCAUUUGAAAAACAGGCCGUUGAGUUUGUUUCACGGAAGGUUGCAGCAGUUUCUGGAGAUGCUCGUCGAGCAUUGGAGCUAUGUAGACGUGCUGCAGAGCUUGCAGAAUUCAGAGUCCAACAGUGCUCCAUCUCUCUAAAAACUGCAUCAAAUGAAUUGAAUGUCAGUGGGGGUGGCACAUUAAAAAAUUUGGUUGGCAUGGCAGACAUUGAAGCUGCAAUUCACGAAAUGUUUCAAGCCCCUCACAUUCAGAUAAUGAGGAGGUGUUCAAGACUUGCCAAAAUUUUUCUUGCAGCAAUGGUUUAUGAGAACUUUAAAACAGGAACAUCAGAGACAACAUUUGAAAAGCUUGCAACCUCUAUUUCAUUCCUAUGCACAAAUAAUGGAGAGCAAUGCCCUGAUUGGGACACACUUUUUUCCAUUGGUUGUAGGCUUGGUGCUUGUCGGAUUCUACUUUGUGAACCAGGUUCUCGCCAUCGUUUGCAGAAAUUACAACUGAACUUCCCAAGUGAUGAUGUUUCGUUUUCCUUGAGGGAUGACAAGGAUCUUCCAUGGGCAUCAAAGUAUUUGUGAAAGGAAUAAAGUUUAUAUUUCAUUAGUUCAAUGUCCAAAUUCGAGUUUCUGGGGCAUUCAAAAUUUGUAUGCCAUUAUCAAUUGCUUACUAGAUAUUCAUUCAUUCAUUUAUUUUAAAGUGUCACAUAUGCAUUCAUUGCUUUGGAUAGCUUUAAUAGCCACUGGAAUGACAUUGCCAUUUUCAGAUCAAAUAAAACAUCGGGUUUGUUUAAAAAUUUGGACUUGUUCCGUGAUCGUUGCCAAGCAUUGCUUAUGAUCUGCUAGUGUUCUGACUUUUGUAAUCUGCCACUUUUUGGAGAUGGCUGCUGUGAAUAAGGUAUAUUGCAUUAUUUCCUCAUUCAGAAAAGGCACAAUUAAUACUA
Cryptomeria japonica (Japanese cedar) is the source of this 3155-nucleotide messenger RNA. Its product is annotated as origin of replication complex subunit 1B. Gene Ontology annotation, molecular function: chromatin binding; DNA replication origin binding; ATP hydrolysis activity. Bases 79 to 2793 code for a protein of 904 amino acids. The transcript has 15 exons. Gene Ontology annotation, cellular component: nuclear origin of replication recognition complex. NCBI's taxonomy places the organism in Eukaryota, Viridiplantae, Streptophyta, Pinopsida, Cupressales, Cupressaceae. Gene Ontology annotation, biological process: DNA replication initiation; mitotic DNA replication checkpoint signaling. The record is from RefSeq and is a predicted model, not a curated record.